AUGGACUCAACAUCAACUCUUGGCCGAGAAAGCAGUAACAAAGAUGAUGAAGGAGAAACUCAAACACCGACUAGUGUGGGCAAGAGGAAAGAAACUCCGCCAACCAGUGGAGCAUCAUCUCAACCGAUCAAAGUGAAGCGUCUCCUCCCGACAAGAUCAGAUGUUUGGGAACAUUACACAAGAACUCCAGAAGAUCGAGAUAGGUGUAUAUGCAAUCACUGCCAGAACUCAUUCUCGUGUCUCACCUCCUCAAGAACAUCAAAUCUGAAGAAACAUCUUGAAGUAUGCAAGAACCAUCAUGCUUGGUUAGCUGGACAGAAAAAUAAGCAGCCCGUUAUUGAUGAUGAGGGGAAACUUAAGAAGGCAAAGGUGACUGAAGCUCAGUUUAGAGAAGCUACCAAUCAAAUGCUGGUAAUAGGGCAAUUUCCUUUAUCAUUUGUUGAGAGUGCAGCAUGGAAACAUUUCGUAGAGAAGACAACCUUGUUCACUCCUCUUUCAAGAAGAACCGCACGUAAAGACAUUGUGAAGAUGUAUGUGGCAAGGAAAGAAGCACUCAAGAAAUGGUUCAUAUCUAGCCAGCAACGAGUAUCUCUGACUACAGAUAUUUGGGUUUCCCAAACAACAGGUGCGAGUUAUAUGGUUGUGACAGUGCACUUCAUUGAUUCUUCUUGGCGUUUGAAGAAGCUGAUCAUAGGAUUCAAACAUAUCAUGGAUCACAAAGGUCAGACUAUAUCAACUGUUCUUCUCGACUGUUUGUCUGAAUGGGGAAUAGAUAAGGUUUUCUGCGUAACAGUAGAUAACGCUACUGCCAAUAGUUCUGCUUUGAGGAAGUUUCAGACUACUUAUGCUAUGGUUUCAGAUGAGGCUUUUGUUUUAGAUGGAGAGUUUUUACACAUGCGUUGUAGUGCUCAUAUCAUUAACUUGAUAGUUAGAGAUGGAAUGGCUGAAAUAGAUCAGAAUGUGGUGGCCAUCCGUAAUGCGAUCUCCUACGUUAGAUCACACACUAACAGAUUGAGGUCUUUUGAGCUGAAAGUUGAUGCCGGUAAGAUUACAAGAGGAAGCUUGCCAUUGGAUGUGAAGACAAGGUGGAAUUCAACCUAUCUAAUGUUGACAACAGCUCAGAAGUUCAAGGUGGCUUUCAAUAGGAUGGAGACAGAAGACAAGCUCUACAAUGAUCACUUCUAUGAGCUUGAUAAUGGAGUCAAAAGGACAGGACCUCCUCAGCCAAGGGAUUGGAAUGCGGUUGAUAAGCUGUGUCGGUUUCUCAUGAUUUUCUACAACUCGACGUUGGUGGUUUCAGCUUCAACUUCACUCAACUCGCAUAAGUGCUAUGGUGAGAUAGUGACUAUCGCGACCAAUCUCAGAAGUCUCUCUACCAGCCAUGAUCCUGAUUUGAAGUCAAAGGCAACAGAGAUGCUGAAGAAGUUUGACAAAUACUGGGAUGGUGUGAAGAACAUUAACAAGAUGUUAAUUGUGGCUACUGUGUUCGAUCCAAACAAUAAGUUGGAGCUUGCAAAGAUGUGUUUUGAGGAGUUAUAUGGGCUGAAUAGCAUUGAGUAUAAUGACAUGUUGGAGUCGUUGAUCACUCUGUUGAGAAGUUUGUACAAGGAGUACAGUGCAAGACAUGGAGGCGGUUUACAUCCAAAUGAUCAGGCAUCUCAGUCAUCCGAGCAAGUUCAGAAUCAGAGUAGGAACCAGAGUAUUGAGAGGAUGUAG
This is a messenger RNA of Brassica napus (rape), 1716 nucleotides long. Its product is annotated as zinc finger BED domain-containing protein RICESLEEPER 2-like. Gene Ontology annotation, molecular function: DNA binding. The record is from RefSeq and is a predicted model, not a curated record. NCBI's taxonomy places the organism in Eukaryota, Viridiplantae, Streptophyta, Magnoliopsida, Brassicales, Brassicaceae. The transcript is spliced from 3 exons. The coding region runs from base 1 to 1716 and encodes 571 amino acids.